Rhopilema esculentum is the source of this 1316-nucleotide messenger RNA. RefSeq names its product high mobility group protein B2. Gene Ontology annotation, biological process: regulation of transcription by RNA polymerase II. NCBI's taxonomy places the organism in Eukaryota, Metazoa, Cnidaria, Scyphozoa, Rhizostomeae, Rhizostomatidae. The record is from RefSeq and is a predicted model, not a curated record.
AACAGUCUUCACAUUGAAAGUAGAGUUGGGGAGAAAAGGCGGUAAAACAAAAUCAUAGUAACCAGUCAAAAUGCCAAAGGUAUCAAAGAAAAAGAAGGACCCAAACAAGCCAAAGGGCAAGAAAGGAGCGUACAUCUUCUUUCUUGAGGAGAGACGGUCAGAACGCAAGGAUGAAAAACUAUCAUUUCCAACGCUUUCAAAGGAGACUUCGGAGGAAUGGAAGCAUCUAGGUGCAAAGGAGAAAGAGAAGUUCGAGAAGCUGGCCUUGGCAGACAAAAAGAGGUACGAAGAGGAGAUGGCUGACUACUCUCCACCUUCCUCUGAUGACGAGGAUGAUGGAAAGAAAAGAAAAAGAAAGAAGAAAGAGAAGGAUCCAAAUCAACCCAAGAGGAAUAUGUCAUCAUACUUCCAUUUUUGUGGUGAAAAACGCGCAGCAGUACGUGAAACCAACCCUGGUCUAUCUGUUGCUGAAAUAGCUAAAAUUUUAUCUGAAUUGUGGAAAGAAUUAACAGAAAAACAAAAGGGUAAAUAUGAAGAACUGGCUCGUAAAGAUAAAGAGAGGUAUUUGAAAGAAAUGGAUGCAUACAACAGUAAAGGGAAAAAAGUGAGAGUUGAAGAGUAGGGAUGUUGCUUUAUAGCUUCUAUUUUGCAUUCUGAACUUUACAAUCUGAUGUAAAUUUUCAUCGAGAAUUGUAAUCAAUACUCCAUUCGGAUAUAUUUCACCAUUAUCGUGGUGAUGGUUUUCACCUAACUCUAUAGCACUGACUUUAAAAGUAAACGUUGCAUUUUAUGUUAUUUGUUAUGCAUUGUAAAUAAUGAAAAAAAAAUUUGUCUUGCCACUGGAAAUAAACAGCUAUCCCUGGGUUUAAAUCAUUCUAUAAUUCACUUUUAUGUACCUAUAAAGACAAUCAUGUAAUGCAAAUUUGUUGGCUGUGGAUAAAAUUCACCCCAGUUGAAAAGUGUCUAAUUAAAAUACAGCUAUGAGCAUGUGCAGGCUUUCAUGGCUGGCAUCUACCAUGUUUCAAUCUUUUGAUUUACAACAAUCCUGUUGCCAAGCCCCGAUCAAUCACAACAACCCAUCAACAAUUUAAAUUGUGUAAAGAAAUUAUCUAGCUAUCAAGUACUUCAUGAUGAUUCAUAAAAACCCAUUCUUUUGUUCUCAUAUAAGCAAGAAAUUUUUAGUGGCAAGUGCAUUAUAUGUUACAUUCCUUGUUAUGGCUUAAAAACUUGUAUCUGUUUGAACAACAUUUGAUAAAUUGUUGCUUCCAGUUACUUUGUGUCGAUAUGUAAAUGUUAAAAUAUGUUUUUAUGCACAA